AUGUUGAAGAAUAUGGAUAAUGAAGUUGAUGAUUCGAUACAUAUAUUUACCGGUCAUACAGGCGAAGUAUAUGCUGCUGCCUGUAGUCCUACAGAUGCUGCAUUAGUGGCAACUGGAGGUGGAGACGAUAAAGGAUUCAUAUGGAAGAUUAAUAACGGAGAUUCGCCUUUUGAGUUGCACGGUCACGAAGACUCUGUAUCUAGUCUUUCCUUUAGCCCGAACGGAAAUUUUCUUGCAUCGGGUAGUUUGGAUGGAACAGUUAAAGUAUGGGAUAUAGCUAACGGAGAAUUAAAAUGUACUCUCGAAUAUCCAAACGGUGGCAUUGCGUGGGUGAGGUGGCAUCCGAACGGAGGUUUCGUCUUGGCUGGUUCGGAGGACAAUUCUUCAGUUUGCAUGUGGAAUCCCGACAUGGCUUCUUACAUGCAUGUUUUCUCAGGUCACGCGAGUAGUGUAACUUGUGGCGAUUUUACCCCUGACGGUCGAAGAAUUUGUACCGGUUCUGACGAUGCAACUCUGAGGAUUUGGGACCUGGAAACUUCUAAAGUUAACGUUGUUGCCGGUAUGCUUUCGAUUUUUCUUUUUUCGUCAUUUUUAUCAUCGAGAAGGACUGACGUGCUUGACUAUUUAGCUCCGACUCUAGUCUUGCGCUGA
This is a messenger RNA of Erythranthe guttata (spotted monkey flower), 651 nucleotides long. The record is from RefSeq and is a predicted model, not a curated record. NCBI's taxonomy places the organism in Eukaryota, Viridiplantae, Streptophyta, Magnoliopsida, Lamiales, Phrymaceae.